Fundulus heteroclitus (mummichog) is the source of this 2111-nucleotide messenger RNA. Its product is annotated as pentatricopeptide repeat domain-containing protein 3, mitochondrial. NCBI's taxonomy places the organism in Eukaryota, Metazoa, Chordata, Actinopteri, Cyprinodontiformes, Fundulidae. The record is from RefSeq and is a predicted model, not a curated record. The coding region runs from base 1 to 1998 and encodes 665 amino acids. The transcript has 23 exons. Gene Ontology annotation, cellular component: mitochondrion. Gene Ontology annotation, biological process: mitochondrial translation. Gene Ontology annotation, molecular function: rRNA binding; protein binding; ribosomal small subunit binding.
AUGGCGGCUCCCUGUAGGCACGUAGGACGUUGCGUCCAGAGAAACGGCGGAUUUCUGCGGCUUCGUCUCGAGCAGCCGCUUUCUGGCAGGAGUUUCGGGCUGACCGCAGCUCUUCAACAGGCUGCAGAAGUUCACAAAGAAUCAAAGGAGCCCAUCGUCAUCCCCAGGAAGAAAUCAUGGAGCAGCGAGGCGGUGUUGGAGGCGCUGGCUUCUACCGUCCACAGAGAUCCCACAGCGUACCCCUACCGGUUCCAGGACGACUCGUACCUGUCCCCCAGGACGUCUGCCGAGUUUAAAAUGUACUCCCUCUCCCAGGAGUCCGGCAGAGCCGCAGCCAAAUACUUUGUCAACAACAACCCCAAGUUCUUCACCAAAGAGUUUGCGGAACCGCACAUACCGUGCUUGAUGCCAGAGAACACGGCGCUGCUGCUGGAGGGGGAGAGCGAGGAGGCGCUGAAGGAACGGAUCAGCCUGAGGAAGGUGUCGGCGGCGGUGCAGAUGUACGACCAGCUGCUGCAGUCUGGAACCCCGGUCUCCAUGGACACGACCCACGAGCUGCUGGACCUCCUCUGCCUGUACUGCGACAGGGACCCUGUCCAGGAGGGGGCGCCGCAGGGGGUGGAUGGAGAGGAGGGGGAGGAGGAGACGAAGAGACGGAGGCCCAAGGGGGGCCGAGCGGCGGACCCCCUGAAGUCGUCCUGGAAGGAGAACAACAACGCAGAGAGGAUCUUCAACCUGCUGCCGGAGAGAGACACGCCGUGUUACUCGGCUCUCAUCAGAGGCAUGGUGAAGCACGGGGCGUAUAUGAAGGCCUUCAACCUGUACACGGACCUGCUCAACAACAGGCUCUCAGCUGACGUCCACAUCUUCAACGCGCUGAUCUCUGCGGUUCCUGAGGUCAGAGAAAAGUUCAACGAGAGAUGGGACCUCAUCAGUGAGCUGCUGAACCAGAUGAGAGAGCAGAAGGUUCGUCCCAACCUGCUCACGUUCAACAGCGUCCUCAAAGCUCUGAGACGAUGCGGCUCUUUGGCCAAAAACUACGCCCCUCAGACUCUCAACGAGAUGAAGGCUCUGGGCAUUGCUCCAAGCCUGGCCACCUACGACCACCUCCUGGCCGUCUUCUACAAGUCAGCGUCGUUCGGCCUCAACAACACAGACCUCCUACAGGAUGUGCUGACAGAGCUAGAAGGGAGGAGCUUCACCUGCCAGGACCCUAAUGACGUUUUCUUCUUCUCCAGUGCGAUGAGAACAUGUUUGGACAACAAAGAUCUGGAGCUGGGCUACAAAGUUCACCGUCUGGUAGAGGUUGGAGAGAACUGGAGGCUGUUGGGAACCCCGUACCAACAGAGCUUUUAUUACGGUCGCUUCUUCAACCUGCUGUGUAUGAUGGAGCACGUGGACGUGGUGCUGAAGUGGUACAGACGGAUCGUGCCCUCGUUCUAUUACCCCAACCACCACGGGAUGAGGGACCUGCUGCAGGCUCUGGACACCGACAACCGGCUGGACCUGCUGCCCGCCAUAUGGAAAGAUAUUAAGAGUUUUGGUCACGACUCCAAGGUGGACCUGGUGGAGGAGCUGCUGAGUCUCAUGGCCAGAGAGGAACACAGUCCUGAGGUUCAGGAGUCCUUUGCCGCGUGCGCUCUGGAUGUGAAGAGCGUGUUGGAGGGCAGGUCCAACGUGGAGUGGAGCACCGCCUUGCUGUCUCACAUCACCACCCUGCUGUUACGGGCAAACAAGCUCCAACAGGCCUGGGACAUGCUGCAGCUCUUCAAAGCCAAGCACAGAGUUCCUGCAACGUUACUCUUGGACCACUUCCUGUCUGUGUGCCGGAGCUGCAGCGCGCCUCAGAGAGCAGUGGAGCUGGUCCAGCUGUCCACGGCCUUCUGUCUGCCAGUGACGGCAGGGCUGGCGAAGAGAGCGCUGGCUGAGUUCGAGCUGACCGACGAGCAACGAUCCAUUUUGUCUGAAUUUGAAGCUGCGCCAGAGAAAGAGGACUGAACGAAGCGAACAACGUUUAAAUAUAAAAGCGGUUGUAGCUAAAACCCUACAGUUUAUUGUGAGGAAUAAUUGUGUGUCUGACCUGCUUGUCUGUAAUAAAACGUUGCGACAUA